AUGGAUCCAAACCAGAACUCCUCCAACACGUCUCUGGGCUCCAGCUCCUCUUCGGCCCGUCCACACGAUAAGGGCGAGCGGCUCAUGUUGGCGUUCGUCACCUCGGUUCCUUGCGGCUUGUUCUUCUUUGUUAACGGCUGCAUCCUCUCGGUCCUGCGCAGCAAACCCCAGUUCUCCCAGUGUCCGCGCUACGUGCUGCUGUUCAACCUGGUGUUUGCCGACACGGUACUCAUGGCUCAAGGGCAGAUGAUGUACCUGCUCGCCACCUACCAAGUGUGGAUCUCAUACCCGCUGUGUAUCUUCCUGAACACGGUGUGCUUCGUGUCAGACCAGAUCUCUCCGUACACACUGAUCUUCAUGUCGUUGGAGCGCUGUGUGGCGGUGUGCUUCCCCUUCAGACACUCCACCGUGGUCACGCUCAGAAACACCCAUUUUGUCAUCAUGCUGACCUGGGCUGUGAGCACUGCAGAUGUUCUGGUCCGAGUAAUUCUCCUGAUGGAGUUCCCCUUUCACCUGCUGCCGGAUCUGCAGAUGAGACACUUCUGCUCCACGUUCAUCAUUCAGAUCAGCCCAAAGGCCCAACUCUACCACACGUUGUACACAUACUUCCUGUUCACCCUGUCGGCCGUGGUCAUCUCCUCCUCCUUUGUGGCGGUCAUGGUUGUUGCCUGUUUGGCCUCUGAUGACAAAGCUCAGGCAGAGAAGACACGAAACACUCUUCUUCUGCACAUGUUUCAGCUCGGGCUGAACCUUCUGUCGGUCAUGAACAUGCACCUGUUUGUUGUUGUGUCAAUGUGCUGUAACGCGGGGGUAAGCACCCGGCUGUUGAUCCUGGUGUACGUGUGUGUGGUGCUAAUGCCGCGCUGCCUCAGUGCGCUGACGUACGGGCUUCGAGACCCCACACUCAGACCUGCACUAGGGGCCCAUGUGUGCUGUGGGCUGAGGCUGAGGGCCGGCAGGCUGCAGCUGAAGGGACGGGUUGUCGUGACUCGACACUGA
This is a messenger RNA of Knipowitschia caucasica, 999 nucleotides long. Lineage: Eukaryota; Metazoa; Chordata; Actinopteri; Gobiiformes; Gobiidae. The record is from the annotation of a GenBank genome assembly.